Varanus komodoensis (Komodo dragon) is the source of this 1082-nucleotide messenger RNA. RefSeq names its product trans-1,2-dihydrobenzene-1,2-diol dehydrogenase-like. NCBI's taxonomy places the organism in Eukaryota, Metazoa, Chordata, Lepidosauria, Squamata, Varanidae. The transcript has 7 exons. Gene Ontology annotation, molecular function: nucleotide binding; D-xylose 1-dehydrogenase (NADP+) activity. Gene Ontology annotation, biological process: D-xylose catabolic process. Bases 10 to 1017 code for a protein of 335 amino acids. The record is from RefSeq and is a predicted model, not a curated record.
UCCUUUGCCAUGGGGGCCACCCGAUGGGGAAUCUGCUCUGCAGGGAAGAUCGCUCACGAUUUCCUGGUCGCCCUGAAGACUUUGCCACCCGAGGAGCACCAGGUGGUGGCGAUUGCUUCUCGUGAUCUCAGCCGGGCUCAGGAAUACGCCAGGCGGCACGGCAUUGCCAAGGCUUAUGGCUCUUAUACGGAACUGGCAGAGGAUCCCAGUGUGGAUGUAGUGCACAUAGGAGUGAUUAAUCCGUACCACCUUUCAACCGCCCUCCUCUUCAUCCGGGCUGGGAAGAACGUGCUCUGCGAGAAGCCGCUGGGCAUGAACGGUGCUGAGGUGGACACGAUGGUGCAGGCAGCUCGGGAGAAGAAGGUCUUCUUCAUGGAGGGCUUGUGGUCCCGGUUUUUCCCUGCUUCCGAGAAGAUCCGUUCGAUACUCAGCCAGGGCUCUAUUGGAGAGGUGAUGUUACUUCAUGCUGAAUUUGGGAGCCCACAGCUUGCAAUCCCCAGAUGUGUGGAGAAGGAGCUGGGAGGCGGUGGUCUUCUGGAUAUCGGCUGCUACUGCGUCCAGUUAGCCUGCAUGGUCUUCAACGGAGAGAAGCCAGAGUCCAUCCUGGCCUCUGGAUUCUUGCAUGAUACAGGGGUGGACAAAACAGCCUCGAUCAUCCUGAACUAUUCGGGUGACCGCCAGGCUGUCCUCACCUGCACUAUGACUGCCAGGAUGCCCAAUCGAGCAAGUAUUAACGGCGUCAAGGGCGUCAUUGAGAUUCCAUCCCCUUUCUGGUGCCCAACGGAGCUGGUGGUCAAUGGGCAGAAGGUGGAGUUCCCCCUGCCGACGCCGUCUCAACAGCUGUACUUCACCAACAGCGCCGGCCUGCGCUACGAAGCGGAACACGUCCGGCAGUGUCUUCUCAAAGGCUUGAAGGAAAGCCCCGUCCUGACGCACGCGGACAGCAAGCUGGUCAAUUCCAUCCUAGAGGAAGCCCGCCGGCAGGUGGGGGCGCUCUACCCUCAAGACAAAGCCUGAGGCCUUCCUGGGUCUCCAUGCUGGAAUCUCGGGGUUCUUCGUCCGCCCCAGCUUUGCUGCAUCCA